Messenger RNA from Penicillium waksmanii, 1947 nucleotides. RefSeq lists its product as uncharacterized. Lineage: Eukaryota; Fungi; Ascomycota; Eurotiomycetes; Eurotiales; Aspergillaceae. Bases 1 to 1947 code for a protein of 648 amino acids. The record is from RefSeq and is a predicted model, not a curated record. The transcript is spliced from 2 exons.
AUGGCAUCACUUCGACAGAUCUUGGCUUUGUCCAGAUCGGACGAAAAUCCCCCGCGGUCUCGUCUCACCUGGCAUCGUCGGCGUCGUACAACAACCAUACCUCCGCCGUAUCAGACAGAAUCGGACAUUGUACCAGAUAUUCCCGACUCGGAGUUUCAUCGUACUGACCCGGAGCGCACGAGCGAGACCGUGACCGCGGCAGAGAGCCCUGCUACUGUUCAGCACGACGAAGACGCACCGGCAGAUGACGAUGGCAGCCAGCCUUCUGGGCAUGCAUCCACUAUCCAAGAGACUGCUCGGAGUCUCUCUCGACCUCGUGGCUCUAAUCCUCUAAAAAGCAUCAUUACCCGCUUCCGCCACAACAAAUCCAACAAAUCCAGUGAACAAAGCGAAAGCUCGGAGACAGCCCAACCACUCCAUGAUCAAGCAGAAAGUGAGGGAUCAGAAGCACCUGUCAGGAUUGGCCUUUCAGGCCCUUUUUCUCCUCUAUCUCGGAACCCACCUUCUGCCGGGUCGGAGGCGACAGAGCAACAGCGAACUGUUAGCACUCAAACGGCGGAAACACAGGACUCCCAAAAUACGAGCGCAACAGUGCAUCGGCACUCUUCUCAGCUCGGCCUUCAGACACCAGUUUUAGAAUUGCAGCAAGAUUGCUUCUCGCCAGCUUUCUUCGCAGACUAUGUGCCAGAGACCAGUCACUUUGCCGAAGGAUCAGAUCCCUUUGCGGACAGAAUCACCGUGGAAACUACGGCACCUCCGACGCUUGCCCAUGCACCUUCAAAGCGCUCUUCGAGUAUUGGAUCCACCCUGAUGCCCACUUCACAGCUUCCUCCCAGUGGCCAGACCUUUUUCAGCUCCCGCCAUACAUCUAAUGCCAGCUACGCGAGUCGAACUUGUCGACUUGAUCCAGUGAGGGCUGCUAAUGGAUUCAAUUCGCUUUCGGAACAGUACAAUCUCCAAAUUAGACUCGACGACGAAAUUAUCGCAAAUAUUGAAUCCACAUCGGCGGCAAAUAAGGUAGACCAGGACCACGUUCAUACCCGAGAUCGGGUACUCCGUCGAAUUCGCCCAGUGCAAUCCAAUAUGGAGAUUGUCACUCAAGCACCAGUUCCUGGACCAUCGAUGCCAAAACUGCGACGAACGAAGACAUUUGCAAAUCUGACUCGUCAAAAGAAGCCUAUGACUGCCCUACAGGGAAGGUCUCUGGAAUCUAUGUCUCGUCUUGGUGGACCUAGCUAUCUCGUCUGGGGGUCGAGAUUAAUUCCUGGACCGUUGCAAUUACCGACAUGUUUUGUGGCGAUGAUUUUGUACCUCCGGAAAUAUGGUCCCAACACAAACGGUCUAUUUAAUGAGGGCGGCGACACCCGAGCUGCCAAUCGUCUGUACGACUACUUUGCCAGUGACGUAUUGGACGCAGAGAAGGAAGAUUCCAAGAUUGCGAUAAGGCUGCGGACGAUCGUGAUACCACAUUGGGAGGGCGAGUCAAACUUGGAACAAACAUUGAUUGUAGGUGUUACAUUCCAGGCACUUUUGACGGGGCUGCCAGACGGGCUCCUCGGCUCUGCCCACCUGUUCGAGGUUCUCCAGACCAUCUACGCUGCCAACAUAGCUGCGCCUAUCCCAACCACUCCAAGAAUCCAGCUCAUCACUUUUGCCAUUAUUGCAUUGGCCAGUGAAAUGCAGCGUUCUUUGCUCUGCGCUACUUUUGGGUUAUUGAUCUGGCUUCAAGGGCCCCAGUCCGGGACACCAAUCCGACGAGUGGCGUGUCUGCAAAAUCUAGAUUAUCUUGCACGGGCUUUUGCACCGACUCUGCUUGGAUAUCGGCACCUGCGAGAUAACCCCGAGGAGGCCGGGUACUUCGCUAUCGCGCGGCUACUGAUGGAAGACUGGCAAGGCGUGAACCGGCAGUUGCGGGAUUGGGUUGCAGGGGUAAAGCAGCAGGAGUGA